AUGCCAUUUUACAGUUAUAAGAGAAUCACCUGUGCCACUCUGUUUUUGCUAACUCUAAGACCUUUCUGGGCAUCAAACAGUACAAGUGUGCUCUCGCCAGACUGCGAUUUCGAUAACUCUACUUUAUGCAAUUGGGAAAAUGACAAAACAGGGAUAGUGCAGAUUAAUUGGAUUGUACGGUCAGGGGCCACACCAAGCCAAUGGACUGGACCUCAGUCUGACGUGUCAGGCCAUGGAAGGUAUGCGUACGUGGAGGCCAGUGGUCGUAAUCAUGGUGACAGGGCUAGACUUAUAAGCCCCAAAAUGCAAGGUCCAAAGUGUUUGUCAGUUUGGUACCACAUGUAUGGUAGUUCAAUGGGGAGCCUCAUCAUUUACCUGAAAACAAAUGACAGUGAGAUGAUACAAUGGAUUAAAUCAGGAAAUCACCCAGACCAAUGGCUGCAGGCAGCCGUAUUCGUUAAUUCGUCUGUUGAAUAUCAGAUAGUGGUUGAGGCUAUCAGAGGCUGGUAUUUUGCAAGCGAUAUCGCUAUCGAUAAUAUCAUUUUGUCAAAUGGAAAAUGCCAAAAUUUAGGCAAGUGA
Pocillopora verrucosa is the source of this 579-nucleotide messenger RNA. Its product is annotated as MAM domain-containing protein 2-like. NCBI's taxonomy places the organism in Eukaryota, Metazoa, Cnidaria, Anthozoa, Scleractinia, Pocilloporidae. Gene Ontology annotation, cellular component: membrane. The record is from RefSeq and is a predicted model, not a curated record.